Messenger RNA from Amorphotheca resinae ATCC 22711, 1470 nucleotides. RefSeq lists its product as hypothetical. Gene Ontology annotation, biological process: proteasome-mediated ubiquitin-dependent protein catabolic process. NCBI's taxonomy places the organism in Eukaryota, Fungi, Ascomycota, Leotiomycetes, Helotiales, Amorphothecaceae. The transcript is spliced from 3 exons. Gene Ontology annotation, molecular function: ATP hydrolysis activity; ATP binding; proteasome-activating activity. The record is from RefSeq and is a predicted model, not a curated record. The coding region runs from base 66 to 1235 and encodes 389 amino acids. Gene Ontology annotation, cellular component: proteasome regulatory particle, base subcomplex.
GGUGAAAUCGAUCCCUUUCCAUCCGUAUCCCGCCCGUCGACUUCUCUCGCCAUAGCGCUUUCACCAUGGCGCUCGACAGCUUCUUCCACAACAAGAUCGAGAGCAUGAAGCUCGAGAUCAUCCAAGGCCAAGCCGUUCUGCGCAGACUGGAAGCCCAGAGGAAUGACUACAACUCCAGAGUGCGCCUGCUCAGAGAGGAGCUUGGGUUAUUACAACAACCGGGAUCAUAUGUCGGGGAGGUCGUGAAAGUGAUGGGAACGAAGAAGGUCCUGGUCAAGGUUCACCCCGAAGGCAAAUAUGUCGUUGAUAUUUCGGAUAACGUCGACAUAUCCAAGCUCACUGUUGGCAAAAGAGUCACCCUUCUAUCGGAUUCUUACAAACUCGAAAAGAUGCUUCCAUCCUCCGUCGACCCUCUCGUAUCCCUGAUGAUGGUGGAGAAGGUGCCUGAUAGUACCUACGACAUGAUUGGUGGUCUGGACCAGCAAAUCAAGGAGAUCAAGGAGGUUAUCGAGCUCGGUCUCAAGCAUCCCGAGCUCUUUGAAUCUCUGGGUAUAGCGCAACCCAAGGGUGUUCUUCUCUACGGUCCUCCCGGAACCGGAAAGACUCUAUUAGCAAGAGCUGUUGCCCAUCAUACCGACUGCAAGUUCAUCCGAGUAUCAGGAUCCGAGCUUGUGCAAAAAUACAUCGGAGAAGGUUCAAGAAUGGUGCGCGAACUUUUCAUCAUGGCGAGAGAGCAUGCUCCAUCUAUUAUAUUCAUGGAUGAGAUCGAUUCGAUUGGAUCAUCUCGUGUAGAAGGAUCAUCAGGUGGCGAUUCCGAAGUUCAGAGAACCAUGUUGGAAUUGCUCAACCAACUUGACGGUUUCGAACCUACCAAAAACAUCAAGGUCAUCAUGGCUACCAACCGUCUGGAUAUCUUGGAUCCGGCGCUAUUGCGACCGGGACGUAUCGACCGAAAGAUCGAGUUCCCACCUCCAACCGUUGAGGCACGCGCAGACAUUCUGCGCAUCCACAGUAGAAGUAUGAACUUGACUCGUGGUAUCAACUUGACCAAGAUCGCGGAGAAGAUGAAUGGAUGCUCUGGUGCUGAGUUGAAGGGUGUCUGCACAGAGGCAGGAAUGUACGCUUUGAGGGAGAGGCGGGUGCAUGUCACGCAGGAGGAUUUCGACCUGGCGACGGCGAAGGUCCUCAACAAGCACGACGAUAAAGAGGUCAGCUUAGGCAAGCUUUGGAAGUAGAAGAGCGGUGAGGGAUCCACAUGUAUAACAGCACGAGAUAGAAGAAAUUCAAGGUGGGCAGUAUCAGCACAAAGCACAGCGGCCUGUGGCCUCCAACCGUCGAAGAGCGGUCAGAUCUUGAUAGGUGACUCUGGUUGAAUUGAUCCCUUCACUUCAGACGGCAUUGGAUCCAUUUUGAAAGUGUUUUCCCCCAAGAGUGGCGGGCUCACGAUCCUCAAGAGGUCGGUCGGUUUCC